Tympanuchus pallidicinctus (lesser prairie-chicken) is the source of this 2535-nucleotide messenger RNA. RefSeq names its product threonyl-tRNA synthetase 1 (gene TARS1). The coding region runs from base 120 to 2255 and encodes 711 amino acids. The transcript is spliced from 19 exons. Gene Ontology annotation, molecular function: ATP binding; threonine-tRNA ligase activity. Gene Ontology annotation, cellular component: cytoplasm. Gene Ontology annotation, biological process: threonyl-tRNA aminoacylation. The record is from RefSeq and is a predicted model, not a curated record. NCBI's taxonomy places the organism in Eukaryota, Metazoa, Chordata, Aves, Galliformes, Phasianidae.
UCGGUCCUAUUGGCUCGGCUCGGUAGAGCCGCCCCCGGUUGCAUCAGCUUCGGCGGCCGGGCCGCGCCUGCGCGGCGUCGUUGCCAGCCUUUCCCACCCACCCCUUCCACGCGGCGGCCAUGGCUGGCGCUGACGGGCAGGUAAAUGCUGGGGAAGAAAAAAAGGCCGACUGCGGGAAGAAGAAAAUGAAAGAAGCAUGUGGUGAUGAAGGGCGUGCAGAGCUAAAUCCUUGGCCUGCAUUUAUCAAUGAGCGCUUAGAGAUGUACAAUAAACUUAAAGCUGAGCACGAUGCACUUCUUGCAGAGCGAGCUGCUAAUGAUAGUAAACCCAUUAAAGUUACAUUACCUGAUGGCAAGCUGGUUGAUGCUGAGUCCUGGAGGACUACACCUUAUCAAAUUGCUUGUGGAAUUAGUCAGGGCUUAGCUGACAACACUAUUAUUGCUAAAGUGAAUAAGAUGGUUUGGGAUUUAGACCGUCCUUUAGAGGAGGAUUGCACCUUGGAGCUGCUCAAGUUUGAGGAUGAAGAGGCUCAAGCAGUAUACUGGCACUCAAGUGCACACAUUAUGGGCGAAGCUAUGGAGCGAAUUUAUGGUGGAUGUUUGUGCUAUGGACCACCAAUAGAAAAUGGAUUUUAUUACGACAUGUUCCUUGAGGAUGGAGGUGUAUCAAGUAAUGACUUCUCUGCUUUGGAAACGCUGUGCAAAAAGAUCAUGAAGGAAAAGCAACCCUUUGAAAGACUGGAAGUUAAGAAGGAAACACUACUUGAAAUGUUUAAGUAUAACAAAUUCAAGUGUCGCAUCCUGAAUGAGAAGGUCAAUACCCCAACUACAACAGUAUACAGAUGUGGUCCCUUGAUAGAUUUAUGCAGAGGACCUCACGUUAGGCAUACUGGCAAGAUAAAGAGCAUAAAAAUUCAUAAGAAUUCAUCUACUUACUGGGAAGGCAAGGCUGAUAUGGAAUCUCUCCAGCGAAUCUAUGGAAUUUCAUUCCCAGAUGCAAAAAUGUUGAAGGAAUGGGAAAAAUUCCAGGAGGAGGCUAAAAACAGAGAUCACAGAAAAAUUGGACGGGAUCAAGAACUCUUUUUCUUUCAUGAGCUCAGCCCUGGUAGCUGUUUUUUCUUACCAAAAGGAGCUUACAUAUAUAAUACCUUAAUUGAAUUCAUCCGGAGUGAGUAUCGAAAACGUGGAUUCCAAGAGGUUGUCACUCCAAAUAUUUUCAACAGUAAACUAUGGAUGACUUCAGGGCAUUGGCAGCAUUACAGUGAAAACAUGUUUUCCUUUGAAGUGGAGAAAGAAGUAUUUGCUCUGAAGCCUAUGAACUGUCCAGGACACUGCCUUAUGUUUGAUCAUCGUCCAAGAUCAUGGCGUGAGCUGCCAUUACGAUUGGCUGAUUUUGGUGUUCUGCAUCGAAAUGAACUGUCAGGAGCUCUUACAGGACUCACUAGAGUACGUCGGUUCCAGCAGGAUGAUGCUCACAUAUUCUGUUCCGUGGAACAGAUAGAAGAGGAGAUAAAGAGUUGUCUACAGUUCUUGCGUGCUGUUUAUGACGUCUUUGGAUUUUCCUUUAAACUGAAUCUCUCUACUCGUCCUGAAAAGUAUCUGGGAGAUAUUGAGGUGUGGAAUCGAGCUGAGAAGCAACUGGAAAACAGCCUUAAUGACUUUGGUGAGAAGUGGGAGUUGAACCCUGGUGAUGGAGCUUUCUAUGGACCUAAGAUUGACAUUCAGAUUAAAGAUGCCAUUGGACGCUACCACCAGUGUGCUACAAUCCAGCUGGACUUUCAACUGUCAAUUAGAUUUAACCUCACUUUUGUCAGCCACGACGGUAAUGACAAGACAAGACCCGUUAUCAUUCACCGUGCUAUCCUGGGCUCUGUGGAGAGAAUGAUUGCCAUUUUAACUGAAAACUAUGGAGGCAAAUGGCCACUCUGGCUGUCUCCACAGCAGGUAAUGGUAGUGCCAGUGGGACCAACAUGUGAUGAAUAUGCCCAAAAGGUGAGACAGCAGUUCCAUGAUGCUGGGUUAAUGGUGGAUAUUGAUGUAGAUCCUGGGUGCACCCUGAACAAGAAGAUCAGAAAUGCUCAGCUUGCACAGUAUAACUUUAUUCUGGUUGUUGGUGAAAAGGAAAAGGCAAGUGGAACAGUUAACAUCCGUACCAGAGAUAACAAGGUGCAUGGUGAGCGUACAAUUGCUGAUACUGUGAAGAGACUGCUGGAACUGAAAUGUUCUCGUUCCAAACUAGCUGAAGAAGAAUUUUAACGCCACCUGUUCCACCUGACGUAAAAUGAUUCUAGAUUUCCUAACUCAGUUAACCGCAGAGUUAUUUGUACAAGAUUUGCAGAAGUGUUCUGUCAGAAAUGCCUCUUUUUGUAAAAAUCAGUUUCUCACAAACCUUGAAGUAAAAUUUCAUGGCCUCUAAACAAUGACAGAUGAAGCAAGAUGAAAUGACUUUCUGUGACUGCAAAGGAAAAUGGAAACAUUAAUGGGGGAUAUUUACUGUGUUCUAGUGACUUAAAAAUAAAAUAUGUUUUGAUAACAA